This is a messenger RNA of Anopheles arabiensis, 7090 nucleotides long. Its product is annotated as rho-associated protein kinase 1. NCBI's taxonomy places the organism in Eukaryota, Metazoa, Arthropoda, Insecta, Diptera, Culicidae. The coding region runs from base 988 to 5268 and encodes 1426 amino acids. Gene Ontology annotation, molecular function: Rho-dependent protein serine/threonine kinase activity; small GTPase binding; ATP binding. The transcript has 12 exons. Gene Ontology annotation, cellular component: cytoplasm; cytoskeleton. The record is from RefSeq and is a predicted model, not a curated record. Gene Ontology annotation, biological process: peptidyl-threonine phosphorylation; actomyosin structure organization; Rho protein signal transduction.
GAAAUGGCUGUGCAGCUCGAGCAGUAGUGUCAUCGGUCGCACGAUCCGACUGUUUUCCAAAACCGCAUUCGCGGGGUUCUUUUUCGGUUUUUUUGAUUGUCUGUUGUUGUUUAAGUUUUCGGCUGUUCUGUUUAAGUUCUGUGCGUGUGCGUGUCUCUGCUAAAGGGAGGAGGCUUGUUGCAUUUCGUAUCAUUUGCGGGCUGCCGGACCCGACUGCUCGACUCUCGGUGCGUGUUGUUGUGCGUGUGCGUGCCAGAGCACAGUUGUCCAAUUCCCAAUCCUUCCAGCGCCGUUGCCAUCCUCCGCUGCAAUCCGGUAGCAGGGUCAGGAGGAGGAGGCACUUGUUUCCAAUCAACACAGCAAGCAGCAGCAGCACCACCACCAAUCGUCCACCCGGCCGACGGUGGCGGUGUGACACGCAGUGAAUCAGACAAGUGAAAUUAGAAGAAAAAAAACUCUGUUUUGUGUGUGCGUGUGUGUGCCAGUCGUACCUGUGCAUCAGGUCCGAGCCGUGGAGUUUAGGGCUUGUUGCGGCGCGGAACAAACAAAACUGAUCGACGAGAGAGAGAGAGAAAGAGAGAGAGAAAGAGAGAGAGAAAGCGAGAGAGGGUUUUGCGGCAACGGCGGUGGGUGUCAUCGCUUCUUCUACUUCUUCGCUUCCACCCUCUAUCAACCAUCCAACUUCAAUAUACCCCGUCGUCGUCCCCUCGCCCAACGUGCGCGAAGAUCUUGCCGUAACACUGCGUGCACGCGCGUGUGUGUGUGUGUGCGCGCGCGUGCCCGAACCUUGUGCGUGUGCAUGCAGCAGCAGGGCAGGCAGGCAGGCAGGCAGGCAGGCAGGCAGUGAUUUAUCAAAUGUAAAACAAUAAUUAAACACAUUGGACGCACACACACACCACCACCACCAUCCACACACAAAUACAACCACCCACCCGCCCGAGACAACAACCACCCACAACAAAAAGCGCGCCGCGCUUGGCACGAGAUAUGGCAACCAAGAAAACGAUGGACGACGCUCGCAGGGAACGGUUGGUCGCCCUGGAGCAAAAAAUUCGCGACCCAGCCAGCAUCGGCAACAUCGAAUGCCUGCUGGACACGCUGACCGCCCUCGUGGCGGACUGCGAUCACGACAAUGUGAAGAUCAUCAAAAACAUCGAAACGUUCAUCAAACGCUAUAAAAGUCUAGCGACUGACAUCACCAGCCUGCGCAUGAACCCGGACGACUUCACCUUCAUCAAGCUGAUCGGGCGCGGCUCGUUCGGCGAGGUGCUGCUGGUGCGCCAGAAGGCGACCAGGCAGGUGUACGCGAUGAAGCGGCUGUCCAAGUACCAGAUGCUGACGCGCUCCGACACCGCCUUCUUCUGGGAGGAGCGGUACAUCAUGGCGAACGCGAACUCGGACUGGAUCGUGAAGCUGCACUACGCGUUCCAGGACGCGAAGUACCUGUACAUGGUGAUGGACUUCAUGCCGGGCGGCGACAUCGUCGGGCUGAUGAACGUGUACGAGAUACCGGAGAAGUGGGCGCUGUUCUACACGAUGGAGGUGGUGCUGGCGCUCGACACGAUCCACCAGAUGGGCUUCAUCCAUCGGGACGUGAAGCCGGACAACAUGCUGCUGGACAAGUACGGCCACCUGAAGCUGGCGGACUUUGGCACGUGCAUGCGCAUGGACGACGACGGGCUGGUGCGGUCCUCGAACGCGGUCGGCACGCCGGACUACAUCAGCCCGGAGGUGCUGCAGUUCCAGGGCGUGAAGGGCGGGUACGGGCGCGAGUGCGACUGGUGGUCGGUCGGUAUCUUCCUGUACGAGAUACUGAUCGGCGACACGCCCUUCUUCUCGGACAGUCUCGUCGGCACCUACGGCAAAAUUAUGGACCACAAAAACUGUCUCGAGUUUCCGGACAACGCGCGCAUCAGCGAGAACGCCAAAUCGCUGAUCAAGGGCUUCCUGUCCGACCGGACGGUGCGGCUCGGCCGCCACAGCGUCGAGGAGAUCAAGUCGCACCCGUUCUUCGAGAACGACACGUGGACGUUCGAGAACCUGCGCCAGUCGGUGCCGCCGGUCGUGCCGGAGCUGAGCAGCGACGACGACACGCGCAACUUCGAGGAGGUGAAGCGGAAGAGCAGCAUCGGCACCAACUUCCCGACGCCCACCACCUUCGCCGGGGACCAUCUGCCGUUCAUCGGGUUCACCUACUCGCCCGACUACCAGCUGCUGGCGGGCGAGCCGGAACCGGCGGACGGGGACGGCAGCGCCGGCGACACGACCGACAACCGGGAGGGGACGGGCGCGAAGGUGCACCGGCACCGCCCGUCGAACAAUGCCGAGCUGAUGCGGCUGGAGAAUCUGGUGCAGCGCCAGAAGCAGACGAUCGAGGCGCACGAAAAGCAGGAGCGCACGCUGCGCCAGCAGAUCGAGCUGAUCACGAAGCGCGAGUCCGACAUCCAGACGGUCGCGAACGAGUACGAGCGCGACCUGACGAUGCUGAAGCACAACUUUCGCGAGGUGCAGCGCCGGGCGGACGGCGAGCUGGAGGCGCGCAAGAAGGUCGAGUGCGUGCUGGUGGAGACGAAGCAGCGGCUGCAGGAGGAGUGCAAUCUGCGGACGCGCGAGCAGAACAGCGUCCAGCAGUACACCGACCGGAUCGGGGCGCUCGAGAAGCAGUUGGCGGAGGUGCAGGAAAAGUACAAGGCGGAGGUGGAGUCGGGCCAGAAGAGCAAGAAGCUGAUCGCGGAGCUGCGGCUGCUGAGCAGCAACGCGGAGCAGAAGGCGCUCGACCUGCAGUCGAUGAUGCUCGGGCUGCAGACGAUGCGCGACAUGCUGCAGCAGGAGCUGGCGGAGCUGCAGAGCCAGCUGACGCAGGAGCGGAGCACGCGCAUCAAGCGGACGGAGCUGCAGAAGGAGCUGGAGGUAAAGGUGCAGUCGAUGUGCACCGAUAUGGAGCGGAUGGCGGCCCGGGAGCAGCAGGUCUUUGCGGACAACCGCACCCUGGUCGACCGGAUCUCCGAGCUGGAGAAGGAGUAUGCGUCGGUCGAGUGCGAGCUGAAGGCGGUCCAGUGCCGGUACGAGCAGGAGGUGCAGGCGCACCAGGAGACGGCCAAGGCCCGGCUGCUCAACAACGAGGAGGCGAACAUGCAGGAGGUGAAAGCGCUACAAAACAAGCUCACCGAGGAGAAGCUGGGCCGUCAGAAGGCGGAGCAGAACUCGCAGGAAAAGGAGCGGCAGCUGUCGAUGCUCUCGGUUGACUACCGUCAGAUCCAGCAGCGCUUGCAAAAGCUUGAAGGCGAAUAUCGGCAGGAAUCGGAAAAGGUGGUCGCCCUGCACAGUCAGCUCGAGCAGGAGCAGAGCAAAAAGAACAGCCUGCUGUCGGAAAUUAGCCUCCAGAGCUCGGAGGUCGCCCACCUCAAGUCGAAGGAGAUGCAGUCGCAGAAGGAGGUGCAACAGCUGCGGGAUGCGCGCAAAAAGCUGGAGGAGGACGUCAGCAACAUCAAAAAGCAGCACAACACAGACAUUCUGCAGAUGAAGGAAGUCCAGGACCAGCUGGAGGUUGAACAGUACUUCUCUAAGCUGUACAAAACGCAGUACAACGAGCUGCGGGAUGAGAUGAAGGACCGGAUGCGCCAGCUGCAGAAGCUGGACGAUGAGCGGAGCAACAUCAUGCACCAGCUGCAGCUGGCGAAUGCGCGCGCCGACACAGAGGCGCUCGCGCGCUCGAUCGCGGAGGAGACGGUCGCCGACCUGGAGAAGGAGAAAACGAUGAAGGAGCUCGAGCUGAAGGAUCUGCUCACCAAGCACCGGAACGAGCUGAUGGCGAAGGAGGCGCUCGUCACCUCGCUGAAGGAUGCGGAGGCCGAGCUGAAGAAGUCGCUCGGCAACAAGGAGUACGAGCUGGAGGACGUGCUGCAGCAGAGCAAGAAGCAGCAGGAGGAGCUGUACCGGCUCAAGUACGAGCUCGGCGAGCUGGACAAAUGUCGGGCGAAGCUGGUGAACGAGACGAUCCUGAAGCAGCAGGCGGUGAACAAGCUGGCGGAGAUCAUGAACCGCAAAGACAACAACCUGACCGGCAAGCAGAAGAUGAAGGUCAACUCGACGGCGGAGCUGCGCAAGAAGGAGAAGGAAAGCAAGCGGCUGCAGCAGGAGCUGUCGGUCGAGCGGGCGAAGUACGACGAGAUGUGCCAGAAGCACAACGAAACCGUCAGCCUGCUGGCGCGCCAGAUUGAUGUCAACACCAAGCUCCAGAUGGAGAUCGACUGCAAGGCGACGGAAAUCGAACACUUGCAGAUGAAGCUGAUCGAGACGGCCUCGCUGUCCUCGGUCGACAACGACAUGAUGGAGGAAAACCAGGACUCCAUCUUCGAGGGCUGGCUGAGCGUGCCGAACAAGCAGAACAUCAAGCGGCACGGCUGGAAGCGCCAGUUCGUGGUCGUGUCCCCGAAGCGCAUCAUCUUCUACAGCUCGGAGCUGGACAAGCAAAACACGAGCGAUCCACUGCUCAUCAUCGAUUUAAGCAAAGUGUUCCAUGUCCGCCCGGUAACACAAGGUGACGUUAUACGGGCCGAUCCCAAAGAAAUACCGCGCAUCUUCCAGCUGCUGUACGCCGGCGAGGGUGAGGCGCGCCGGCCCGACGAGCAGCAGCCGUCCGACAUCGGCUCGUCCCGUAGCGAUGAGAAGCCGCUCACGAUGCAGUACAAAGGCCACGAGUUCCUCCAAAUCAGUUACCAUAUUCCAACGACUUGCGAUCUUCCCUCGUGCCAGAAGACGCUGUGGCACGUCUUCAAGUCACUGCCGGCGUAUGAAUGCAAACGCUGCCGGUUCAAGCUGCACAAGGAACACGUGGACAACAACAAUCCGCUCGCGCCGUGCAAGCUGCACCACGACCCGAACCAUGCGCGCGAGAUGCUGCUGCUCGCCACCUCGAACGAGGACCAGCACCGCUGGGUGACGCGCCUGUCCAAGCGCAUCCAGAAGAGCGGCUACAAGGCCAACUCGACCAACAACGUCGGUACGCUCGGCGGCAGCGGCAACACUUCGACGAUGGGCAGCACCGGCGGCGGCAGCAACAGUGGCAGCAGCACCGGCGGCACCAGCAGCGGCAUCGGCAGCAAUGGUAACAAUCUGCCCACCAGCAACUCCAACAACAGCAUGGAUUCAGCGAAAGUUUCGCCCAGCCAAUCGGCGCGCUCGAACAACAAGCCAAGCACGGCAGCGGUGGUACAGCGGUCGGCCACCCUGCCCUCGAACGCAUCGCUAAAGCAAUCGCCACCGUGAUGGGCCGGCCCGGGCGCCAACCGCGCGCAUCCAACCCUACGUCUGGUCGGGCAAAGGGAGGCAUUUUUUAAUAUUAAGCUUGCGGGCUGUGCGCACACACAUCAGCUACACGUCCCGGUAGCGGGUUUUUUUUUUUUAAACCACUCUUCUCCAUCCUAUAGUUGCCUUCUUUCUUUUCGCUAGCAUUACGGCAUUAUACUAGUACGGUGAAUGUCUUAAAAUGUGACAUACACAAACAUAGAGAUAAAGAAGGAGCAGGAGAAAGAGAGAGAGGGAGAGAGAGAGAGAAAGCUUGAGGCAGACUUAGAUAAAUCCAAUACGUAACUGUUCCGGUUGUCUUUCCAUUCCAAAAAAAGAAAAACAAACAUACGCCCCGGAGGGGACCGUCUAACGAUCAUUUGCGCGAUUGGUGGUGCGUCGCGUUCGUCCUUUUGUUUUUGCAAUAGCUUUAUAUCCCGUCUUUCAUCCUCACCCUUGAUUUGUGAUACCGAAAAGAGGAAUUCCACAGAGAGAGAGAGAGAGAGAGAGAGAGAGAGAGAGAGAGAGAGAGAGAGAGAGAGAGAGAGAGAGAGAGAGAGAGAGAGAGAGAGAGACAGACAGAGAGACAGAGAGGUAAAUGCAUUUCAUUUUACACAGUAACAGGGAAGAAACAAACAACCACACGUGUCAUAAAAGGCGCAGCAUCAGUAUUUUGCGCACGAAAAAAACAAACAAACAAACAAAAGAAGCAGAAACGCAGAGUCGGUUCUCGUGGUCAGUUUCCCACAGUAGGCUGUGAGAAGCAGAACCGGUGCGAUGGUGGUGGCAUCGGAUUUCGAAGAUUUUGCAUUUUGCGCGUUGUUAUGCGAGUAAAGGGAGCUUAGGGUUAGGGAAUUUGCGUUAGAAUUUGUUGACAGAGCGUUGCACGUUUCAUGCACGCCUACACACAUACACCUAUAUUCUCCCGCUCUCUCUCUCUCUCUCUAUCCAUCUCUCUCUUAUGCGUGGUCUAAAAUGAUUGCACGAUCGAUUUUUAACGUGAGAAGAAAAAGGGAUGGCCCACGCUCACGAAACGCCAGCCGGGCGUGCUUGUCCACUAUCCAACUUUUGUAUUGAUUUGAUUUUUUUUCCGCGAAUACGCUAGCACGAGGAGCGUAGACAAACAAACAAACAUAAAUCGGAGAACUGAACCUUGAAGGCAGGAAACAUUUUACCCUUUUAAUCAGAAGGAACGGUCCAAAAGCGGCCGUACUGCUUAGGAAACACUGCUCAGAGUGGGCGGUGGUGAACACGAAGAAGAAAUUAUCCGCAUUUAUGAUCCGGUUAGCUAUUUUCAUCGCCCAACGUACGAAGAGCAUACGUUCACCUCGCGUGGUUCAUUCGUUUUGAGUAGUUAUAACGACGACGGGUCACUCGAACAAAAGAGACACAAACAACAGCAAGAAAAAACCCUCCAUGCAAAUUGAAAACAUUAUGCUAAAACAAUUCCAUGCGGCGAAACUUAUACAUUUCUGGCGCUGCCAAAGACGUACCCUCUUUUUUUUGUUUUGCUUGAAAUUGUUGCCGUACAAAAUCAAACGCCAGGCAACACUAUGGACAUAGCUAACUAUAGGUAUAUGGCGUUGGACGAGCUUUAUUUAAUGCCGACGCUUUCGAAAAAACAUUUCCAAACUCAGCAGCGGGCGCCGUGUGUGUCGCCUUUAUCCUAACCGAGCGCGCCCCCCCCCCCGCCCUCUAUUUCUAUCCAUCCGCCCCCAUUUCAGUAUCGAACUUCAUCCACUGCAUUCCGCUGUACUGUAAGCAUCGUGGUAUUUUCGUUAGUAAACGGACGUACAUUGUUUUA